CGUAGACAUACUACUAUAUGGACAUCGUUUCGGUCCAUAUCUAUAUAUAGCUGCAGCUUCUUCGUCUAGUCGGGUCCCUCGCCUAAAUAUAUUAUUAUUAUACAUAUUUAUACUGUUUAAUACGUAUGUUAUGCAUGUGUAAUUUGUGUAUUCUAUCCGUAUAAAUAAAUAUAUAUCAACUAUAGUAAAUGAGAUAGAUAAAUAAUGAUGGCGACAAAAUUUGUGGUUUGUUUGUUUUUGACAUGUUACGUGAUCGUGAAAAAUGUUGAAUCGGCUAAGCUCCAAGCUCUACCGUUACCAUCAUACAUCGGCAAAGGUUGUCUAAGGGACGAUCCAAACUUAAAUGAAUGCGUCGUGCGCAAAGGAGCUCCGGUAAUCGACCGUUUAGUCAAAGGUGACCCCAAGUACCGGAUACCGAAAUUGGAUCCUUUGGUCAUACCAGAGUUAACGAUAAAACAGGGUACGAAACAAGUGGGUCUGACGAUGACGUGCAAGAACUGUGAACUGCACGGACUGAGGGAAACGAGAUUCGUCAAAGCCAGAGUGGACGAGAAAAAAAGACACGUAGAAUGGGACUUUGAACUCGAUCAAUGUAUGUUUUUGGGACAAUAUUCUGUAGAAGGACAAGUUCUGAUAUUGCCAAUCAAAGGCGACGGAGACGCCAAUAUUACAGUUAACGGGAUAACAUUCACGUAUUUGUACGACUACGAUCUAGUCAAACGAGCGAAUGAAAGAGACUAUGUGGAUAUCACCAAGAGUGAAUUGAAGUUCAAUGCAAACGGAAUGAAAUUGAAAUUAGAUAAUCUAUUCAAUGGUGACAAACUUUUGGGAGAUAACAUGAACCUAUUUCUAAACGAGAACUGGCAAGAUUUACUUAAGGAGUUUGGACCUGCCAUCGGUGAUGCCUUCGGAACAAUUAUGAAAAACACGCUGGGAUCGGUGUCCGAUCUAGUGCCGUACGACUUUAUUUUCCCAACUAGUUAAUCUAUAUUUUAAGUCUCUACUCACCUAUUAUUAAUUAUUGUUAUAAGUUUUAACUUACAAACUUAAUAUGUACAUAUGUAUAUAUAUAUAUAUACCCGAGUUAAAUUGAUGUGUAAUAAUAUUAAUAUGUAAAUUAUAAUGUGAGCACUUAGGUACAAUAUAGUAAAUGAUUUUAUAACCAACUUCUAAAUUGCAAAAUACAUUUGCAUAAUAUAUAUAUUAAUUAACAACCAAAUAUACCUAACUGGUAUCAAUAUCUACAAAUUCCUCGGAUUAUUAUAUGUUUUUAAUUUUUCUCAUUACAAAUGUAUAUCAAUUAUUAAAUAUAUGGUAUUCUUAAGCCUUUUCGAAUAUGAAUAAAUAAUUUAAGUAUAAGUUAAGAUAUAGUUUAAAAUUUUCAGUAUCGCAUUAAGUUUACAAUUUUAAGAAUAGCUAGGUCAUAGGUAUAUAUAAAUUAACUUAUACAUUAUUAAAUCUUCAUAUAUAUUAAGCGCCAAAUUGGCAAGAUAUCUGCCUACUGAGUUUUCGAAUUUCUAACGUUUGAUUACAGCUGCUACAGCUACUAUAUGGUUUAAAUAAUAAAAUUAUAUUGUCUACCAUUUUUUGUACUAAUUUACACAAAACUAAAAAAUAACGGCCAAACACAAAAAAACAGGCCCAACGAGUUUUACUCGAUAGCUCGCCAGACCAAUUCGGCACUAUACAUAUUCACUUGAUCGUUACUUUUAUAAUGCUAACUUAAAACAAUAAUAGUUAUUAUUGUCUAAAAUUUAUUUCAUCAUAAUAUUAUAUAUGUAACAAUGUAACAUUAGUAUAUAAAUAUAGUAUAUAAAAAUGUAAUGUUAAUUUUUUGUAUUGCUUAUACCUACACAGCAAAAUAGUCUAAUUAAUAAAUACUUUUAGAAGACAACUAAUA
Messenger RNA from Rhopalosiphum maidis (corn leaf aphid), 1900 nucleotides. RefSeq names its product protein takeout-like. The record is from RefSeq and is a predicted model, not a curated record. The transcript has 5 exons. NCBI's taxonomy places the organism in Eukaryota, Metazoa, Arthropoda, Insecta, Hemiptera, Aphididae. Bases 205 to 984 code for a protein of 259 amino acids.